GCUUUAUGAAGAAUACUGUGACACUGAAAAGAAUCCUGCUCUUGUCAUCAUAGAGGGCAAACCUUCGUGGUGGCUGCAGUGCUCAGCUACCUGGAAAGAUAAGUUCUACUCUGCAGCAUUCUCCAAUGUCUCAUGUGCUGCAUAUUGGCACAACUAUGAACCAAGCUCCAAGAAGACCCUAUUAGUGUGCAACAGAAUUGCCAAAGUGGGAUCUCUGCAAGUGAUGCAAUGGGCCCAUGAAGAAGGAUAUACAUGUAGCUGGAGCAGACAGACAUGUGCUGCUGCAGCCAAGUAUGGCCAUCGGAGUGUAUUGAUAUGGCUUCACGAGAAUGGAUGCCCAUGGGAUGCAUCCACAUGCGCUGAUGCUGCCAAAAGAGGCCAUUUGGAAGUCCUGAAGUACGCUCAUGAACAUGGCUGUGAGUGGAAUCAAAGCACAUGCAAUGAGGCUGCUCGGAGUGGCCAUUUGGAAGCCCUGAAGUAUGCUCAUGAACAUGGAUGUCCUUGGACUACUUUGACAUGUAAAUAUGCUGCUGCGGGAGGUCAUUUGGAUGUAUUGAAAUAUGCCCAUGAGAAUGGAUGUCCAUGGAAUGAAGACACUUGUGUUUUUGCUGCUCAGGGUGGGUAUUUGGAAGUUCUAAAACACGCGCAUGAGAAUGGCUGUCCAUGGGAUAAGGGAGUCUGUACGAACGCUGAAAGGGGUGGCCACCUGGAAAUCAUUUUGUAUGCCCAUGAAAAUGGCUGUCCAUGGGACAGCCAGACUUGUGCCUCUGCUGCUCAAGGUGGGUACUUGGAAAUUCUUAAACAUGCACACGAGAAGGAAUGUCCUUGGGACAAGGACGUAUGCAUGGCAGCUGCUGAGGGGGGGCAUUUGGAAAUUUUGAAGUAUGCCCAUGAAAAUGGCUGUCAAUGGGACAAAUGGACAUGUGCCUCUGCAGCCAUGUGUGGUCACUUGGAAUGCCUGAAAUAUGCACAUGAGAAUGGCUGUCCUUGGGACAAAUACACAUGCAGCCAUGCUGCUGAGGGGGGGCAUUUGGAAAUUUUGAAGUAUGCCCAUGAGAAUGGAUGUCCAUGGAAUGAAGACACUUGUGCUUUUGCUGCUAAGAAAGGCCACUUGAAUAUCCUGAAAUGGGCGCGUGAGCAUGGGUGCCCUUGGGACCAACAAACAGCCCUAGAUGCACGUGCGGCAGAGCCUUGGGAAAUCUUCCAGUGGGCCAUUGAUAAUGGGUGCCCUAUUUAA
Seminavis robusta is the source of this 1237-nucleotide messenger RNA. NCBI's taxonomy places the organism in Eukaryota, Bacillariophyta, Bacillariophyceae, Naviculales, Naviculaceae. The record is from the annotation of a GenBank genome assembly.